AUGGUCACCGAGUUGGCCCUCUGUCAGUCGUUCCACACUACGUACGCUGCCGAAAGUUAUGCCGAUCCGGUGGCGGCAGGGACGUACAGCAUGGGGUUCAAAUCGAGCACAGAUGCCGACUGUUCGGCCCAUUGGGGCCCCGACAACUCCUGCCAGCACGUAUACGGCCAUAAUACUAAGCGGCUUACGGGCGUCACAAUCGAGGAAUGCAUGAUUGCAUGCUGCAACGCUCAGGCGCGGUACGACUUCGUCUGCCUCUCGUUUGACUGGUUUGCAGUCGAGGGGAGCACGUGCGAUCUGAGCGACGAAGGGCCCUCUACUGUCGGCCUGACGGUCAACGGCCAGCACGUAGACGGCCAUAAUACUAAGCGGCUUACGGACGUCACAAUCGUGGACUGCAUGAUUGCAUGCUGCGACGCUCAGGCGCGGUACGGCUUCGUCUGCCUCUCGUUUGACUGGUAUGCAGACGAGGUUGUAGAGCAGGAAAGCACGUGCGAUCUGAGCGACGAGGGGCCCUCUACUGUCGCCCUGACGGCCCCGGGAGUUAACGGUGGAGAAUAUGACAACUACGCGCUGGUGCCCUUGCCGCCGCCCGAUGCAGGACAGGCGAACGGCGAUCCCCACCUGAUGCUGGCUCACGGAGGCAAGGCGGACUUCCGCGGCACCGACAAGGGCAUCUACAACUUCCUCUCGGCCGAGAACCUCUCGCUCAACAUGAUGACAGAGUUUGCCGACUUUUACCUGCACGACACGGACCACCCCCGCCACAAGCUCGUGCACGGCUCCUUCCUCACGCAGGCGCACAUCGUUGCGAAGACCGGCGGCGGGCGCACUGUGCGCGCUUCGUACUGGGCGAGCAAGAUCGGUCCGCUCAACAUCGGGUGGAUGAACGCGACCAUCGACCGCCAGCAGGCCUUCGCGCUCGGGCCGCACACGACCAAGGUGGUCGACGAUGUCACGCUGCACAUGGACUACUCCUCGCUGCAUGUCACCACUGGCGAGUGGGAGCUGGCGGUCACACCGCAGGCUGUCGAACGCUCGGUGGCGGGGCCCGUGCGGCGCAUCGAUGUGCAGAUGACGCCACGCGUCGCCGAAUCCCAGUUAUCCGUGCCGCCCCACGGGAUGAUUGGCCAGUCGUGGGACGGCGACAACAAGGCAGUCUUCGGUGAGGAGGACGAGUUCCCUGUGCGCGGCGAGUACACCACGAGCGCGAUGGCCGAGGGGGCUAUCGAAGGCGUGCCGACCGACUACCUGAUGUCCUCACCCUACGCCACAGACUUCAAGUACUCGCGCUUUGGCCUCGACCAUGCCUCCCCGCGCGACGUGUCCAAGCUGACCGGCCGCAUCAAGGCAGCUAGCCCUCAGGCUGCUAACGGUGCCGGCGUCGUGGAGAAGGAGAUGGAGUUGUCGGCAGGGCAGGUUUCCUGA
This is a messenger RNA of Emiliania huxleyi CCMP1516, 1428 nucleotides long. RefSeq lists its product as hypothetical. NCBI's taxonomy places the organism in Eukaryota, Haptophyta, Isochrysidales, Noelaerhabdaceae. The record is from RefSeq and is a predicted model, not a curated record. Bases 1 to 1428 code for a protein of 475 amino acids. The transcript has 3 exons.